AUGUCAAAAACAUUUUUCUCAUUAUUCCGCUCGCCAUCAGUACAAAAAGGUUGUCGCUUGGCGUCAAAUGCGGCUCCAGUGGAAAACCGGCUGGUUCAUAUUGAAAACCAGUUUGAAUCUGUACCUCCACCGAAAAGAGAUAAGGAUGCUUUCAUGGGAGCGAUAGGUCAGUAUAUAUUCCUUUUUUCUCUGAAAAUUCAAUUCAGCAAUGUUCAAGGAAAAACGAGGUAGAGGCCACGUCGAAUUCAUAAAUUCUUCUUUGAAGUUCAUAAAGGAAUAUGGCGUUCAUAAAGAUCUCGACACCUAUAAAGCUCUUCUGAACGUUUUUCCGAAAGGAAAAAUGAUCCCGCAAAACACCUUCCAGGUAGAAAAAGGGUAGAAAAUUUCUGAGGGAAAGUAAAUAUUUUUUCAGAAAAUCUUUCUUCACUAUCCAAUGCAGCAAAACUGUUGCGUGAAAGUUCUAGACGAGAUGGAAUGGCAUGGUGAAACUCUUUCCGAGAUCUCUUCGAAACAUAUUUUUCAUUCAGGUGUUCAACCCGACAAAGAAAUCCACGAUAUUGUGGUGAAUGCGUUUGGAGAGUGGAAUUUCGCGACGAAAAAAAUCAAAAGGAUGCUCUAUUGGAUGCCAAAACUAAAAUAUUCCAACAAAUAUUUGGAUAGAAGGACGGUUGAAGGUAAUAAUGACUGAGAACCUUUUUAAAGUUUAAGUUUAAGGUAAAUCUUUGAGUGAUUGCGAAUUGGCUGGUGUCGCCUUAAAAAUGAUGAGUAGGGAUCCGGCCACAAACGUUUCACUAGUCAAGGUGAACUUGUUUCAAAAAUCAUAGGCAUUUCAAGAUUUUUCCAGUUUAAAAACGACAUCAUGGCAAACGAGUGGAUCGUUUUAGCUCAAAGUCCGAGUCAACAGCGACUUUUGAAGCAAUUGAACGCUGGGGAUGAGGUAAAAAAAUCUCAAAUAAUUUUUUAAAAUUAAGUAUUCAGGUUUUUCGUCGAUAAGUCACAAGUUUACGUUCAAGACAACUGCGUCAAAUUUAUUCAGUUAACUACAAGAUCUGCAGAGCCAUUGCAGGAAUUUGUUAAAGAAGAGGUUUGAAAGCGUACUUUUUGCUUUAAAGUUUUUUUGAAGCAACUAUGAUUUUUUUCAAAAUGAACCGGGCAAAUUCGGAUUUCCGUUUUGCCAGUUUUAAUCUUUUUUUGCUUAAAAUUUUGAUAAUUUUUUUCAAAAAAAUCUUCAGAAACAACACUUCUGUGCAAAAUUUCUCAACCUGAAUUUUAUUUUGACAUCGCUGAAUUUUCAUAAUUUUUAAUUGAGUUUAAAUUAAACCGUUAAUGAAAAAUUAAUUCGGAAAUUAUCAUUCAGAACAGUUUUUGGUUUCAAAAAAAUUCAGAAAUUCUAUUUGGAUCUCUAUGAACUUUUUUUCAACUUUAUUUUUGAAGCUCUUUAAAGCUGUUAGGAAAGUAUUUAAUGGAAACUAAAAUCUAAAACAUUUAUAUUUAUUUUUUUGAAUGAAAGAAUGAAAGUUUUAUGAAGACUUGAAAAAGCUUGAAAUUGGUUUGAGUAAAAAAAUUCAAUUUUUCAAACUUUGAUAAAUCUUAUCCAUGCUUUUUUUCAAAAAAAUAUAUAAAGCGUGAGUCAAGAAUACAUCUCUCUCAAAAAGAAAUAAGCUCUUAAGAUGGACGAAGAUUACACAAACUGGUACGAAGACUGGUUAAAACGAAGAGAAUCUUCGAAAAGAACCAUUCACGAGCAACAAAAUGAGGUCAUACUUGCCCUGGGCGCCAUUUUUCGGUAAUAUCCAACUUUCUACCUCAUUAACCUGAGAUUUUUUGAAGAUACGAUAACGAUACGGCAUUCCGAUGGGUCGAAGAGCUUCAGAAGACCAACAAAAACCUGGAAAACCUGCGAAUUCGUUUGAGAAUAGAUGGCAAGAGUUUGAUUUGA
Messenger RNA from Caenorhabditis auriculariae, 1939 nucleotides. Lineage: Eukaryota; Metazoa; Nematoda; Chromadorea; Rhabditida; Rhabditidae. The record is from the annotation of a GenBank genome assembly.